Messenger RNA from Polyodon spathula (Mississippi paddlefish), 3098 nucleotides. RefSeq names its product U3 small nucleolar RNA-associated protein 15 homolog. Gene Ontology annotation, molecular function: protein binding. The transcript has 13 exons. Bases 350 to 1927 code for a protein of 525 amino acids. Lineage: Eukaryota; Metazoa; Chordata; Actinopteri; Acipenseriformes; Polyodontidae. Gene Ontology annotation, cellular component: nucleolus. Gene Ontology annotation, biological process: positive regulation of transcription by RNA polymerase I; rRNA processing. The record is from RefSeq and is a predicted model, not a curated record.
AGAUGGCUCCUUCCUUGUAAAAAGUGGUAACGUGAGGCUGCAUUAAUAUCUUAAAAACAAUAAUACAAACCGUUUACACGUUAUUUUAUAUAACCUUUCUUGAAAUAAUUUAGAUAACGUUCUGUAAACUAUAACGCUUCUAGAAGGCGGAGAAACAAGACAGUAAGACUGUGUGCCGGAGCCGGGUGUCGAGUGAGUUUCCCAUGCUUUGCUAUGUUGCUUGCGGCCGCUUGGUGAACACGCUGGAAGUAAAUUAUUAUAUUUAACUGAGGGAUCUGCUGUAGUUCUUCAUCUGCAAAAGAUUAUCCUAAAUCCUGGAAAAUUGGGGGAUUCCAAGAAGGAAGUGGAAAUGACAACUUACAAACCAUUAAGGGUUCAAAGCUACCCAAAGCUUGGAGAGAAAGUCACCCAAGACACCAUAUACUGGAAAAACUAUAAGACCGCAGUCCAGAUAAAGGAAUUUGGUGCGGUUACAAAAAUUGACUUCUCUCCACUCUCACCAUAUAAUUACGCUGUAACAGCGUCCACCAGGAUCCAUAUCUAUGGCCAGUACUCUCAGGAACCAAUCAAAACCUUCUCCCGGUUCAAAGUCCCAGCCUACUGUGGCACCUACAGGGACGAUGGCAAGCUGCUUGUGUCUGGCAGUGAAGACGGGGUGGUGCGGCUCUUUGAUAUUGAUGGGAAGGGAAUACUCCGCCAGCUGUCAGGGCAUACCAAGGCUGUACAUGUAGCAGACUUCACAUCAGACAAAUACAGGAUAUUAUCAGGAUCAGAUGACUACACAACCCGACUCUGGGACAUUGCGAAUUCCUCGCAAUUACUCUCCUACAGUGAACAUACAGAUUAUGUACGCUGUGGGACCACAAGCAAAUUGAACCCAGACCUUUUUGUUACAGGUUCAUAUGAUCACACGAUAAAGAUUUUUGAUGCAAGAACAGACAGCAGCGUGAUGACAAUGGACCAUGGCCAGCCGGUGGAGAGUGUCUUGCUGUUCCCUUCAGGGGGGCUUCUAGUGUCUGCAGGUGGCCGCUAUGUGAAAGUCUGGGACAUGUUGAAAGGAGGGCAGGAGCUGGUAUCUUUAAGAAAUCAUCACAAAACAGUGACGACUCUAUGUCUGAGUAGCUCAGGACACAGAUUACUUUCUGGAUCGCUUGACAGGCAUGUCAAAGUAUACAGCACAACAACCUACAAAGUAGUUCAUAGCUUUGAUUAUGCAGCAUCCAUUCUGAGUCUUGCAUUAGCGCCUGAAGAUAAGGUGAUUGUUGUGGGAAUGACAAAUGGAGUACUGAGCAUUCGACACAAGAAACAAGCAGAAGACAAACUGGGGGCCGCAAGUAUGAAGAGGAGGCGGCCAGCCUAUCGCUUCUUUGUGAAAGGGAAGGACUACAUGCCAAAGCAGGAUGACCUUUUGGUCAGCAAACCAGUCAAAAUACACUUGAAAAAGUAUGACAGGCAGCUCAAGAGUUUCGAGGUGUCAGAGGCUCUCAACACAGUCCUACAGCCACACAUCCGAGUGAAGAGCCCGGAGGUGACCGUUGCAGUCAUGCAGGAGCUGAACCGAAGAGGCACUCUGAAGAGUGCACUUGCAGGUCGAGAUGAGAAGAAUCUCACAAUGCUGCUCAGCUUCUUAAUCAGGCACAUAGUUGAUCCAAGGUUUGCACCUGUUUUAGUAAAUGUAGCAGAUAUGAUUUUGGAUAUCUACAUUCUGGUUGUGGGCCAGUCGGCAGUGAUUGAUAAACAGUUUGUAAAGCUGCAGGAGCUGAUAGAGAAGGAGAUUGAUUACCAGGAGGAGCUGGUAGAGCUUCUGGGGAUGAUGGACACUCUGUUCGCUACCAUGACUGCCAAGAAAGAGGCAGCAGCACCUGAGAGGAAACCCAGCAGGCCUGUGGACGGACAAGAACUGAGCGUGACGAUGGAGACGGCCUGACAUCCUCCAGUAAUACACCCGGAGAAAAGGGGCUGGUCUGCAAACAAAUAUUAAUACCGCCACUGGACAACUGUUCACACUGAGGUUACUACAAACUGUCCUAGGUAACGAUAAGACAGUACCCAAAAAGUUUCUAGCAGUUGUUUGCUACUAUAUAAUGUACCGAUGCAAGAUAUGCUGUCUGUGCUUUUUAAUGCAUCUUCCCCGUCUGUUCUGGGAACACAUUAACCCAACUAAAGCCAUUCUGUGUGUAAAGAAAUUUAUAUUGUAGUGGAGUUGUGUUGUUUCUAGAAGUUUUGCCUUUUUUUUUUUUUUUUUUUUUUUUUUUUUUUUUUUUUUUUUGGACAAGGACUAUUUUAUUAUCAAAAUAGUUAAUUUACUGACUCCAGACAACGUAACAGUAUAUUGUACAAGAGUAAAACUUUGAAUGAAAUGGCAAAUAAAAUUGUUGUGCUUCUGUUUAUUUUACAAAGGUAUUUUUUAGUGUUGGGGUCAAUACUGUUUUGCUGUGAAGUAUUCGUCGAUAUGCCUCCUCUCAAACCUUGAAACUGGUUAAACCCUGCACCCAGUCCUGGUUUCAGAGCUGCCUUCAAGUGUAUUUAUUAAAUGAUCAGGAGUUUGAUAUUAAUCACAUACCUCCUCAUUGCUGCAGGAACAGCUUCUAUUAGGUGUGAAUUACUCACGCUGUUGGGAGAAGUGUGAUCAUUUCAGAUUUAUCCGUGGUCUCUGUUUAAACUCCUGGUACCUGUUCAUUUCAAUAAUCCACCUAUACAAGAAGGUUCUGAAAUGCAGGGCUUGUGCAAGUGCUGUCAACUAUUCCUAUUGUGUUUAACAUGCAGGGUGUGACAGACCGAUACAAUCGGUGCAUAAUGGUGAGCAGUUUGAAUUCGAACCCUGAAAAGAAUGCUUUUAAAUAGUAUACCAAUUCUCUCCACCAGGUGUCAGCACUGUACUGUCAAGGGUAUGUUUUUAUGGGGAACAAGAAUAAUAAUAUAUUGAAAGUGUAUUAGUUGCAGUACAUGUGCUGGUUUCUCUUUUAUCCCAAGUUUGUAAUUUAAAAUAUUCAAAUGCAUAUGACUACACCAAAUAUAUUUAAAGAGGGAUCUGUUUUAUUUAAAACAUGUGAUGUUUUAUUUCUCUUCAUGAUAUCGGCCAAGGUUUUUUGGGGGGA